Micromonas pusilla CCMP1545 is the source of this 729-nucleotide messenger RNA. RefSeq lists its product as uncharacterized. The record is from RefSeq and is a predicted model, not a curated record. Bases 1 to 729 code for a protein of 242 amino acids. The transcript has 3 exons. Lineage: Eukaryota; Viridiplantae; Chlorophyta; Mamiellophyceae; Mamiellales; Mamiellaceae.
AUGCCGCCGCCGCCGCCGCCGUCGACGCUCGCGCGCGCGCUCGCCGCGUCGCUCGCGCUCGUCCUCCUCAACGCGCCGUCGAACGCCCAGGCGGGCGGGCGCCGCGGCGCCGCCGCCGAGCCGUGCGCGCCGGUGAGCACGGCGUCGCCCUUCGACCUCGACGCGUACGCCGCGCACGCGUGGUACGUCCAACAGCAGCAGGUGGUGCGAUAUCAACCAAGGGAGUCGCUCUACUGCGUGCGCGCGUCCUACCGCGUGAACGACGACGACGCCGUGGACGUGUACAACACGGCCAACGUCGGCGGCGUCGACGGGCCGCCGCAGAACUCCGACGGCUUUCGGCUGCGCGCGGUGAUCGAUCCCGACGCGGACGAUGACGCGCCGAGCAAGCUCCGCGUCGGGCCGAGGUUUCUUCCGAGGUUUCUGUACGGGCCGUACUGGGUCGUCGCGGUGUCUCCGAGCGAGCCUCGCGACGAGAGCGACCCCGUCGGCCCUGGGUAUGACUGGGCGAUCGUCAGCGGCGGUCAACCGACGAUCCCGACGGGAGACGACGGGAAGUGCCGCACCGGGAGCGGCCAGAACGACAGCGGCUUUUGGUUGUUCACGCGAGAGAAAAUCGCGUCCGAGGCGACGCUCGAAGAGAUGCGCGCCGUCGCGUCCGAGAAAGGGUUCGACCUGAGCGCGUUGGAGCCCGUGACGCACGAGGGUUGCGAGUACCCGGAAGAGUGA